Drosophila sulfurigaster albostrigata is the source of this 1052-nucleotide messenger RNA. RefSeq names its product omega-amidase NIT2-like. The transcript has 5 exons. Gene Ontology annotation, molecular function: omega-amidase activity. Gene Ontology annotation, biological process: oxaloacetate metabolic process; L-glutamine metabolic process. Bases 27 to 917 code for a protein of 296 amino acids. The record is from RefSeq and is a predicted model, not a curated record. NCBI's taxonomy places the organism in Eukaryota, Metazoa, Arthropoda, Insecta, Diptera, Drosophilidae. Gene Ontology annotation, cellular component: mitochondrion.
UGCACAGACCGUGAGGGGACAACAACAUGAGCAAAGGCAACAACACCAGCAGCAACAGCAACAGCAACAAGCUUACGCUGGCCGUGCUGCAGCUGCCCGGGGGCAGCAAUGUGUCAGCGAACGUUCGCCAAGCUGUGGAGCACAUAGCCCAGUUGAAGGCUGCAAAUCCGCAGCUACAGUUGGCCAUAUUGCCGGAGAGCUUCAACGGUCCGUAUGCGAUAGAGGAGUUUGGGAAGCAUGCGGAAAGCGUACCGGAUGGCCCAACGUGCCGCGAGCUAUCGCAGCUGGCGAAAAAGCUGGCCAUCUACAUCAUUGGCGGCAGCAUAAUCGAGCGGGAUGCCAACAAUAAGCUCUACAAUACGUGCACCGUUUGGUCGCCCACUGGCAAACUAAUUGGCCGACAUCGCAAGAUUCAUCUAUUCACGAUGCACAUUGAGCCCGACCAACUGGGUGGCGUCUACUUUGAUGAGUCGGCCGCGUUGACGGCGGGCAACGAGCCAACUGUGGUGGAAAUUGGUCCGCAUAAGGUUGGCAUUGGCAUUUGCCACGACAAGCGUUUCGAGGAGUUGGCCCGCAUCUAUCGCAACAUGGGUUGCAGCAUGUUGGUCUAUCCAUCGGCCUUCUGCAUUUGCCAGGGUCCCAUGCACUGGGAGCUGCUGCAGCGUGCUCGCGCCCACGAUAAUCAGCUCUUCGUGGUCACCUGUGCACCGGCCCGCAAUAAUAUGUCCGGUUAUGUGGCCUACGGCCAUUCCAUGAUUGUUGAUCCCUGGGCUCGUGUGCAGCGUGAAGCGGGCGACGGUUUCGAGUUGAUGGUCGAAGAAAUCGACUUCAAUAAAGUGGACGAAGUGCGUCGACAGAUUCCCAUCUACAAACAGCGACGCACCGAUGUUUAUGAUCUGGCCAGAGCGAGCACUUGAAACUGCGCUGCGACAACAGAACAACUAGAAACUAAAAACACAACUCUUAGUAAAGUCAAGAAAAUAUCAAGUAAGAGUUUGCUCGAUUCGCAGAUACCUUGUAAAAAGCUAAGAAUAUAUGUGGUUGUUUUUAUA